This is a messenger RNA of Salpingoeca rosetta, 5705 nucleotides long. RefSeq lists its product as uncharacterized. Gene Ontology annotation, biological process: regulation of GTPase activity. The coding region runs from base 66 to 5558 and encodes 1830 amino acids. The transcript has 16 exons. NCBI's taxonomy places the organism in Eukaryota, Choanoflagellata, Craspedida, Salpingoecidae. The record is from RefSeq and is a predicted model, not a curated record.
CAAGCGCAAACGCGACACACAAAGCCAUCCGUUGAUGACGAGGCAGAACCAACCAACGAACCAAGAUGGCCACCAUCAAAGAGUUGACCUCGUUUGAACGGCAGACCGAGCUCUGUCAAAUCCUGAAGCUGGAGCCAGACGCCAGCUCCAACUGGGCUCCAGAGACAAACCUGAGCGCGGAGCAGCGGGAUCUGGCCGCGCUGGGCGUGUGCUGCAUCGAUUACUCGCCCGCCUUUCACACGUUUGCGUUUGCCCACGGCGACACCAUCGUCACCACAGCAGGUGUGGACGACGACUUUGAUAUUGAUCACGUCUUUGAGGACACGGGAACAUUCACCACCACCGACGAGAAGAAUGGCGUCACAGCCACGCACGAGGCGACCAUCACCAUUCUCAAGUUCAUCGAGCUCCCAACCUUGACUGCUCCGCUGCUUGUCGUCGGGUAUUCCAGCGGCCAUAUCCGCCUCUUCUCGAAGGACCGGCUGCUGGUGGCGCAGCGCUUCAACACGACUGCCGCUGUCGACAUCACCACCCAGCCCCGUCCAUCCUGCCCAGACAUUGUGUUCAUGCUUACAUUGUUCUGCUCAUCACACAUCACACCUCAUCACCAUCAACGCUUUCAUCGUCAUGAUCUCCCGGCAUCCGCCGUCGGCGCGGGCAGGGUGGCCACGAACUUCAGCAAAGCAGUGGUGUCCAUGGUGUCAUCGUUCUGGGGGUCGUCUUCAUCAUCGUCGUCGUCGUCGUCGUCGUCGUCGCGCUCCCAAGCACCCCAGACGGCGCUGCUGCAGCCCGGCACACCGCUGCCAAUGGCAUUCAGUCUCUCCGAUCCGCGCAGGGAGAUUGAAUGGCUCGCUCUCAGCCCCAACGGCGCGCUUGCUGCUGCGACGGAUACGCUUGGCCGCGUGCUGCUGAUCAACACGCGACUGUCCAUUGUCGUGCGGGUGUGGAAGGGCUACCGUGACGCCCGCUGCUACUGGGUCACCACAGACGCACCAAAGCCGCAGGACAUGCAAGCAGGCACCGCCACCAACGACACCCGUGGCAGUGGUGGUGGUGCUAAUGGUGGUGGUGGUGGUGGUGCACAUCAGCUGUGCAUUCAUGCGCGGCGCCGGGGACUGCUGGAGGUGUGGAAUGUUCCGCUCGGCUCACGCGCCGCCGCCUUCAACAUCGGCGUUGGUGCUCUCGUCCUCCCCACACAACACGACGCACACGCGCACACACGCACACAUGCACAUGUGCGCAACGUGCUGGUGCUGCGAACCAACUCGAGGGCAUACACGCUCCACCUCCCGUACGCGUGCGCCCUCAGUGACACGGCGUCGUCGCAUUUGAAGCAGCAGCACGCCAUCACCGCGCUCACCGCAUACCUCAACUCCCUCCAGCCAGAGGUGACGCGCGAGCUGUCUGCCUCUCGGCUGUCGUCACUGCUCUGUCAGCUGGAGUCACCGUCUUUCAUCAAGCAGGCGCUUGAUUUGGCGUUUGAGGACCGGCGAUUUUGUCCGGCCGCCACUGAACAGCUGAUUGCCGCCGUGAUGACGCGCGCAGCGGAGGUCAUUGCACCCCAGCAGGCGCAAUCAUCGUCAUCAUCGUCAUCAUCGUCAUCAUCGUCAUCAGCAACAGGACCAACAGGAGGAGCAGCAACAACAGGAGGAGGAGCAGACCAGUAUGCAAGUGAUGCAGCCAGUGAUUCAACAACUGAUGCAACAGCAACCGCAACAACCACAGCACCAGCGGUGGCGGUGUCGACGGCUGGUGGCGAUGAUGUGGAGAUGUUGGAGUUGAAAAUGUGGAGCGAUCUGCGGCAGCGGCAGCACCGCGCGUACAAGGCCUUCCGCCAGCUGCUGUGUCUGGAUGCAGAGCGGGAAGAGGCGGCAGUGGACGCGGAGACGGCAGCCCGUUACAUCCACGCGUGCACUCGCCUCACACACCCGCAGCACACGUGCGCACGCAAGCAGAUGCGGAAGAGGAAGAAGCAGCAAGAGGAUGAGGAGGAAAAGGAGAAGGAUGACGCUGAUGAUGAUGAGCGUGAUGAUGAUGAUGACGAGCAUGAUGAACACGGUCAAGACAGUCAUCAUGGCAGGGAUGAUGCUGCCACUUCACGCCAUGGUCACGGUGGCGCCACCCACCGCGGUGACAUCAGGUCAGCACCGGAACAAGUGUCCGUGGAUGAAUUGUCGUCAAAGGAGAUUAUCAGACGCGUUUUGCUGCCGUUUUGCGACCUGCACAUGCGAUCGUCCUCGUCACCAGCAGCAGACGAUGACGAUAUCGAUGGCGAUGACAAAGACGAACAAGAUGUUGAUGUUCCCAACGACAAUCACAACAACAGCAACCACAACAACACCAGUCACCUCAACAGCAGCAACAGCAACAACAACGGCUUGGAGGUGGCGGCCCAGGAUGUGACGAUGGGCGCGUUUGCGUCUGUGUUGACGCCGACCAAUGCACCCGCAACCCCGGAGCACCUCAAGGCGUUGGCGUGCGGCGCGCACCCAGCCAUCACCUUUGGCAUCAACGCCAACAGCAUGGACAGGGAGCGCGACCACGCUGCACUCCUCGCCUUUGCUUCCCUCUUCCAGCAGUCAUCCGGUCUGGCGGACGCAGCUGCCGUGGCCGAGGUCGUCCUCGGUGACCUUGGGCUUUGCCUGCAGGCAACCGUCCAUCUGUGGGCGCUGUGGGCGCUUCGAUUUCCGCUCACGGACCUCCUCUCCCACGCGGGCGCAACGGCGGUGGUCUCCGCCCUGCACGCCAUCCUCACACACGCGGCGCAACGCAGCGACGGCACCCGUGGUGGCCGCGGUGGUCGUGGCGACAACGUUGCUGAUGAUGUUGAAGGUGGAUGUGCUGGUGACAAUACCAUCAUCAACGCCAACGACAACGGCACCGAAGAUGCCCGCAGUGUCGCUCGCACUGCCACCGCAGACGACUAUCGUGAGCCCACGAUGACCGCUGAAGUGCUGCGCAAGACGCUGGAUGUCGUGCUUGCAAGCAAGGCCACGCCCGCACACAAGUUGAUUGUCCUCAGCAUCCUCAACGGCACCACUGCAGCCGCAAUGCAGGCGCCACGGUGUGCUGCUGUGUCUGCUGCGCAGGAUGCCAUUCGCCUUCGCUGCCGCCACCUCUUCACAGAGAUCACGCUCCACAUUGCAACAGCAGCAUCAGCAACAUCAACAUCAACAACCACGCCAACAGCUGCUCGGUCACGCACAUCGCAGUCAUCGUCACCGUCAACGGGUCGCCCGAUUCUCGACCUCGCGCGUGUGCUAGUGUCUAGCGACAGCGCACCGCUCGCCCUGUGGUGCUCGUGGCCACUGGUCACAUCUCGCACCAUCGCAUACGUUCAAGACGGCAGCAGCAGCAACAACAAUACCGUCACCAUCACCACCACCACCACAAACGACAACAACACCAACACCGAUAACAAUGGAGCAGUGAUUGCCGUGCUGUGUCGGGCAUGUGAGCUGGUGACGCUGGCCACGCUGCGCCCAGCAGCAGACAGCGGCGACGCCGAUAUUGAUGGUGAUGGUGGUGAAGAUGACGAUGGCGACAUUGAUAACGAUGAUGACGACAAGAAUGAGACUGGAGAUGGCGGCGCACCUGUUGGUGAUAACAGUGGCAGCAGUGGCAGCAGCGAUGAUGUGCAUGUCACCACGGCAGCCGUCAUGGGCCGCGAGGUGUGGCUGACUGCAUGUGCGGUUGUGUUUGCAGAGCGGUGGAAGGCGGAGCCGGCUGCCGUGCACAACCUUAAACGCGCGCACGCGUUUAUCUGCGCCCUCGUGAACCACCGUGACCCUUGCGCCACCUCGAAAAGUGCUUCCGCCAUGUUGCAGCAGGCGCUGGUGCUGCACGUGUGGCAGCGGGGCGGCGCAAAGGCGUUUGUGGCCGAGCUCACGGCACAGAACGACAAGGUGAAGAAGUUUGUCAAGGACCGCCUGUGUGUAAAGUACCUUACAGCGCCGGCAGCUGCGGUGACAGACGCACUGCUGGUCAUCACGCACAUGCUGCUUGCCCUCGUUCCAGCCAUCGAGACAGCACCCACCCUGCCAUACGGCAGCGGUGACGAUGACAUCACAACAACACGCACCGGCAGCGGUGAUGCUCACGGGGUGGCGCGGCACGUGACAGUCGGUGGCUUCUCUACACAAGAAACUACAUUGCCCGACUGUGGUGAUGGUGAUGGCGAUGGUGAUGGUGAUGCCGCUGCUUUGGCUGCUGCGACUGCUGUUGUGCACUUGAUCAACGCAAGCAUCGACGACGCAGCCAACACACAGAGACAAGGACAGACAGACACAACACCCGCCACGGCAACAGCAACCACAGCCACUUCAGCACCAGCAACGGCCACCACACCCUCCUCCUCCCCCAUACUGCGGCUGACAUGUGCCCGCAGCAGCGUGCUGACCAAGUGCCACGCCGCCCUGUCCCUGUCGCUGUAUCUGACAAUGCGCCUGCAGCUCAAGGGGCGCGCGCUGUCGCUCUUUGGCGACGACCGGCGGGCUGCGCUGUUCUCGCCCCUGCACACACGCACACGCACUGUUGAUGGUGCUGUUGUUGUUGUCGGUGGUGGUGGUGGUGGUGCAGGGCAAGAACACGCAGCCACUGUGGCAGACAGGCGCACUGCUGAUGCUCAUAGCAACGAUGAUGCCGGCGAUGACCAUGAUCACAACGGCUUUGGUGGUGGUGAUGACGACGAUUUGUCGGCUACGCCGGACCUGCCACCUGAUGCUGAUGUUGCUGAUGACGUGGUUGCGAGCCAGCGGCUGUUUGUGACCCGCGCGCUGGCUGCCAUUAUGGGCGCACCGCCGAGCAAAGGCGGCGAAACGUCGGGCGUGUGGGCCGCACCGACACCGCCAGCAGCACGCCCAAGCAGGACAGCCACAGCAGCAACAACAGCAGCUGGAGGAGAAGGCGACGAGAGUGCAGCGCAGAAGAAGAAGAGGAGGAGCAAGAAGGCCGACUCGCAUGCGGGCAGUGAUGGCACCAAGGCUGCUGUGUGGAGCGGCGAUGUACGCUCGUUCCUCACCGCCCACUUGCGGCUGCUGUCCAUUGAGCUGUUCAGGCUGCCGUCAGCAUGGGUGGAGGCGCAGGUGUGUCUGGCGCAGUUUGCUGGUGGCGACGACGGCACCGCACUCAACGGCCUGCACACGCUCACCCCGACACGUGCCUUCGUGCACGACCUUGUGUGCGUGGUACGCGGGCGUGCCGCUGCACUGCUGUGCGACCGCACGUCCCCAGACGUCAUCACGCUGCUCACGCACCUCCCGCACGAGGUGGAGCAGUGGAUUGCGUCAUUGCCUGCAGGCACGCUCCCGGCGCACUUGCAAGUGCACGGCGACCUCCUCCCGCAGGACAUUGCCAUUGCAGACAUGACGCGCCUAGCGGCAACAGCACACGAGCUGGUGCAGGACGUGAAGGCGGGUGAUGAUGGUCAUGGUGCUGGUGGUGCUGGUGGUGGCGACGAUGACAAUGAUGAUGAUGGCGGUGCUGGCAAGUGGAGCGAUGAGGAAGUUGCACAGACAGACCGUUUGCUGGAGGCAUUCACAGAGGCUCUCAGAGCCUGACGAUGCUCGCUUGCUUGUGUGUGUGUGUGUGUGUGUGUGUGUGUGUGUGUGUGUGUGUGUGUGUUGUUGUUGUUGUUGUUGUGUGGGGGCACUUUCGGGGCGUUGAGUGCGCCCGUGUUGUUGCUGCUUUUCAUAAACGGAGAGAAG